Messenger RNA from Closterium sp. Yama58-4, 1203 nucleotides. The record is from the annotation of a GenBank genome assembly. NCBI's taxonomy places the organism in Eukaryota, Viridiplantae, Streptophyta, Zygnematophyceae, Desmidiales, Closteriaceae.
AUGGGGGGGUUCCGCAAGGCCGAGGACAGUGGAGAGGGGGAGAGGAUCGGAUGGGGGAGACGAUCGGAUGGGGAGAGGACGGAUGGGGAGAGGACGGAUGGGGAGAGGACGGACGGGGAGAGGACGGACGGGGAGAGGACGGACGGGGAGAGGACGGACGGGGAGAGGACGGACGGGGAGAGGACGGACGGGGAGAGGACGGACGGGGAGAGGACGGACGGGGAGAGGACGGACGGGGAGAGGACGGACGGGGAGAGGACGGACGGGGAGAGGACGGACGGGGAGAGGACGGACGGGGAGAGGACGGACGGGGAGAGGACGGACGGGGAGAGGACGGACGGGGAGAGGACGGACGGGGAGAGGACGGACGGGGAGAGGACGGACGGGGAGAGGACGGACGGGGAGAGGACGGACGGGGAGAGGACGGACGGGGAGAGGACGGACGGGGAGAGGACGGACGGGGAGAGGACGGACGGGGAGAGGACGGACGGGGAGAGGACGGACGGGGAGAGGACGGACGGGGAGAGGACGGACGGGGAGAGGACGGACGGGGAGAGGACGGACGGGGAGAGGACGGACGGGGAGAGGACGGACGGGGAGAGGACGGACGGGGAGAGGACGGACGGGGAGAGGACGGACGGGGAGAGGACGGACGGGGAGAGGACGGACGGGGAGAGGACGGACGGGGAGAGGACGGACGGGGAGAGGACGGACGGGGAGAGGACGGACGGGGAGAGGACGGACGGGGAGAGGACGGACGGGGAGAGGACGGACGGGGAGAGGACGGACGGGGAGAGGACGGACGGGGAGAGGACGGAUGGGGAGAGGACGGAUGGGGAGAGGACGGAUGGGGAGAGGAUGGAUGGGGAGAGGACGGAUGGGGAGAGGAUGGAUGGGGAGAGGCGAAAUGGGGGGAUUGCGCGGAAUGGGGUGGGGCGGGAUGGGGUGGGGCGGAAUGGGAUGGGGCGGAAUGGGGUGGGGAGGGAUGGGGAGAUGAGGGAUGGGGAGAUGAGGGAUGGGGAGGUGAGGGAAGGGGAGAAGAGUGAUGGGGAGUUGAGGGAUGGGGAGUUGAGGGAUGGGGAGAUGAGGGAUGGGGAGAUGAGGGAUGGGGAGAUGAGGGAUGGGGAGAUGAGGGAUGGGGAGAUGAUGGACGGGGAGGAGAGGAGAGAGCGCACGUGUGCGACGAGAGGGGAGAGAGCGUAG